AUGAAUGCAUUGUUCAACCAUGCAACGAAACAGAAGACACUGCUUCAGCGAGAUUUGGCCAAAUUUGAGCGAGACCUAACAAUUGCACCAGUGUCGUUACAGGGUUCAAUUGCUGCAACUUUAGUUUCGCUGGAAAAAACAAUCAAUCAGUACCAAGACCAUUUGACGAGGUUUCACGCUACCAACCCCAGCGAGGAUGAGAAUUCAAAGCUGAAGUACCAGACACGGCUAGAUACAUUAAAAGCGGAUUAUGAGGGCGCUAAGGAACGUUACCAGGCUUUAAAAAAACAGUGUAACGAAGAAAACUCGCGGGAAAGGCUGUUUAAGUCCAGCAGCAAUCCUUUUGACGAGGAGCAGAUCGUGAACAAGCGUAAUACAGGCAGUAGUGCAAUGGCUCAGACCAGUGAUGCUGGCUCCACCUCUUUGCCUCUAUAUCAAGGAUUACAAAAGGAGCAAACAGUGUUUGAGCGCGGAAACGCACAGCUUGACUACAUUUUGGAGAUGGGUCAGCAAUCUUUGGAUGACAUUAUGGAGCAAAAUGCGGUUUUGCAGAAAGUACAGAAUCAGAUGACCAAGGGUAUGCAGACUCUCGGUGUUUCCAACGAGACAAUUAACAAAAUCAACAAGCGCGUGUUCAAGGACAAACUUAUCUUUUGGAUGGCGUUGGCGCUGAUGUUCGUCGGAUUUUACCUUGUCCUCAAAUUUCUGCGCUGA
Molecule: messenger RNA, 714 nt
Organism: Lachancea dasiensis
Lineage: Eukaryota; Fungi; Ascomycota; Saccharomycetes; Saccharomycetales; Saccharomycetaceae
Source: the annotation of a GenBank genome assembly